AUGUCUUCCAAAUUGGAUGCUCGUCACAUCCAAAACCUGAGCGCUGCAGCGACUCUAGAGCUUCAUUGGGGUUAUGCGGAACGUGCCCUUCCCUGCACUAACAAUGCGGGCUCCUGCGCGUAUCUCGAUGCAGUCUACUCGGCUCAUGAUCUUGGCAUGAUGUAUACGGGAAUAAUUUGGUCGACCAUCAGUGGCGUUUUGUUGAUAUGGGCUUUCUUGAGACGUUUCGGUCACCCAACGACCUCUCCAGCGCCUGCCUUAUCUCGUUCGUCAGGCAUAGAAAGAGGCCGUCGUGCGUUUGCAGCUUUCAUUCGUCAAUAUUGUCUUCCAGACGCGCCGCGCAUGAUCUUCGGUCGCACGACGCGUCUGCAAGUCCUCGUUCUUGCUGCUCUGGCCGGCUACCUGCUCAUUUUCAGCUUCGUUGGCAUCGUCUAUAACACCUGGGUCACCCCCGUAUCCGGUAUGGAUGGCGUAUAUAACACCCGCUCUAGUAUCGGACCAUGGGGUGAUCGAAUCGGCGUCUUCGCGUAUGCGCUCCUUCCACUCUCCAUAAUGCUGAGCAGCCGGGAGUCCCUUCUUUCCAUGAUCACCGGCCUGCCGUAUCAGAGCUUCAACUUUCUGCAUCGCUGGCUGGGAUAUAUUAUCUUUGUACAGAGCUCGCUUCACACGAUCAUGUGGUGUAUUGUUGAGUUGCGACUUUACCAGCCACAGCCAUCUGUUGGGGUCGAAUUCAUCACACAAACUUACAUUGUCUGGGGCAUCGUUGCUAUGAUCCUGCUGAUCUUGCUAUUUGCUCUGAGUACGCCAUGGGGUAUUCGGAUGACCGGCUAUGAGACCUUCCGCAAAGCCCACUAUGUUCUCGCUAUGGUCUUCAUCGGAGCCUGCUGGGGUCAUUGGGAACAAUUGAAGUGCUUCCUCUUGCCAUCUUUGAUCUUCUGGUUCCUCGAUCGCGCUGCUCGACUCUUCCGGACUGCCCUCUUGCAUUAUAAACCCGACGAGGCGGGCACAUUGGGGUUUAAGACCGUCGACGCGACCAUAACCCGGUACGGCGAUGCGGAAAACCUCGAUGUCAUCCGACUUGAUAUGGAUAACAUCCAAGAGCCAUGGGCUACCGGCCAACAUUACUACCUUUGCUUCACUCAAGGAAGCAUUUGGCAAUCACAUCCUUUCACGCCUCUUAAUGCCCCAGUGGUAGUAAAGGGCAAGGUGAAACAUUCAUAUAUUCUCCGGGCCAAGAAAGGCGAAACUAGGAAGAUCAUCGACCUUGCUGCCACGGGCGUCUCAAGUACUCCGAUUAUUCUGACUGGGGCAUACGGUGAGAACAUCACCGAGUCGUUGAGACCAGACGCAAACAUCAUCUGCAUCGCCGGUGGUACCGGCAUUACCUAUGUCCUUCCAGUGCUGCUCGAGCUGGCUCAGCAGUCACCAUCACCGGACCGGAAGAUGGAACUCAUCUGGGCAAUCCGGCAUACAUCCAACAAGGAGUGGAUCAGUGAAGAGCUUGGUAUCUUGCAAAGGGCCCAAAAAGCUCUGAAUCUGAAGAUACGAAUCUUCGCAACGAGAGAUUCCAGCGAGGAUUCUCCUUACGAUACGAAAGAAGCCGUCAAUAUCUCAGUCUUCAAUGAAAAGGAUGCUGGUCAGGACUCCCAGAAUUCUUCAUCUGAGUCUCAGUCAUGUGGCUGUGAGAAUGAAGCACCUGUUGAGAAGCUCGGCGGUAAAUCAGAAAAGGGCAACUCUCAUCCUGACCUGCACAAACUAAUUCCUGGCUUCCUGAAUGAAGUUGUGCGAGGACCCACGACAGUAUUUGUUAGUGGGCCUGGAGGUAUGAUCAGUGAUGCGCGCGGCAUCGUCGCUUCCUGCAGUUCCGGGUCUAAGGUGUGGGGUGGACAAGACAGAUUCGAUGUCAGUCUCGUGUGUGAUGACCGCCUUGAGUGGUAG
This is a messenger RNA of Penicillium atrosanguineum, 1938 nucleotides long. Its product is annotated as ferric reductase family protein. The transcript has a single exon. The record is from RefSeq and is a predicted model, not a curated record. The coding region runs from base 1 to 1938 and encodes 645 amino acids. Gene Ontology annotation, molecular function: ferric-chelate reductase activity. Gene Ontology annotation, biological process: intracellular iron ion homeostasis; iron ion transport; copper ion import. Lineage: Eukaryota; Fungi; Ascomycota; Eurotiomycetes; Eurotiales; Aspergillaceae. Gene Ontology annotation, cellular component: plasma membrane.